GUGACAAAGGAGUAAGAUGUUCGUUCUGGGAUUUCACUUUAGAGAAUAAUGGUUUUUGGUCUACAAACGGAAUAAAGACUGUUCUUAAGAAUACAACCUUUACAGAAUGUACAAGUACUCAUUUGACCAACUUUGCUGUUCUGUUGAGUUUAUAUGAAAUACCAGAAAAUCAUGAUGAGGUUCUUGCCGUUAUUACCCAAGUUGGUUGUUCGAUAUCCAUUGCUGCUCUUGUCUUAUUGUUAAUAAUAUAUUUUAUUGAGUGGAGACAUCUUCCAUCUGACAAGUCCAAAAUUCUGGUCACAAUGGCUGCUGUUUUCCUCCUAGCGUAUGUCGUAUUUUUAGCUGGAAUAGAGGGAACAGAGAAUAAGAUCGUCUGCAAAAUAGUGGCCAUUGUCCUUCAUUUCCUAUUCUUAGUGGGUAUACAUAUGAUGGUUGCAGAAGGCAUUGUGCACGGAAAAAUGUUGGCUACCGUAUCAACCGAACAACGUUCAAUAUCACCUAUUCUACUUCCAAUUGGAUGGGGAAUACCUGUGCUUAUUGUUGCAAUAUCGAUGGCAGUUACAAAACUAGAAGGAUACGGCGAUGGAAAGUAUUGUUGGUUAUCAACAAGCAAUGGACUAAUUUGGGCGUUUUUUGUUCCUUGUGCUGUAGCAGUUGCUACCAACUUUGUGAUCUUUAUAUUUGUUGUGAGGAAGCUGUUUUCUAUACAAGUGGUAAAACAGAAAACAAAACUACAGCAAUUAAUAACCGGAUUGAGAUGUUUUUCAGUUUUGGCACCCCUUUUUGGAAUAACAUGGACUUUAGGAUUCUUCUCUAUAAACGAAGAUACUAUAUUUAUGAGUUAUUUAUUUGUUAUCAUCAAUUCACUUCAGGGAUUGCUGAUAUUUAUUGUACACGGAUUAUUAAACCCAAAAAUCCAUAGUUCAUGGAAACGGAAAUUAUCAGUAUUUCGAAAGAUGGAAACGUUUUCAACUACAACCAAGACAAACGAAGAAAUUACUUUUGACAACAUUACAGCUGUCGCAUGGAAAAGAGUUCAUUCAAAUGUAGAAGACACUGAGACUGAAUCAUGACGGCAAAACACAGACUUAAUUCCUACAAUAAGAACUCGACCGAUAUUGCUUUAUUUCAUAAUCAUUUGCUUUAAAAAAAAACUAUGUACAAAUGUAAGAAUGUUUGCAUAUAUAUAUGUGUAGUAUUUUGCCGCUGAAUGUGUACUGAAUAUAUAUAUUUGUUUGAUAGCCGCAAUAAAAA
Molecule: messenger RNA, 1254 nt
Organism: Mytilus californianus (California mussel)
Lineage: Eukaryota; Metazoa; Mollusca; Bivalvia; Mytilida; Mytilidae
Product: adhesion G protein-coupled receptor E4-like
Exons: 13
Coding region: 303-1073 (256 amino acids)
Biological process (GO): adenylate cyclase-activating G protein-coupled receptor signaling pathway; cell surface receptor signaling pathway
Cellular component (GO): membrane
Molecular function (GO): G protein-coupled receptor activity
Source: RefSeq, a predicted model, not a curated record